Messenger RNA from Acanthosepion pharaonis, 555 nucleotides. The record is from the annotation of a GenBank genome assembly. NCBI's taxonomy places the organism in Eukaryota, Metazoa, Mollusca, Cephalopoda, Sepiida, Sepiidae.
AUGUCUGACACAGUCCUCCGUAAACUAUGGAUGGAUAAACUGAGCCCACAAACAUCACAAAUAUUAGUGUCACUCCCGGACGAUUUGGACCUACAGCGAUUGGCAGAAAUCGCGGACAAAAUAUAUGAGAAUAAACCUCCGGGAAAUGCUUCUGCGACACCACUACAACCUAUUGUCUCUUCAGUCCGUGACUCACAAGAGUUAUUGAAAAUUAAAGAUUGUAUAGCCGAGCUUACCUCACAGUUACAAGCUCUACAAACCGCUAUGCAUCAGCAAAAUCGCACACCCAACAAUUUCACUAGUCGACCACGUCCAUCACAUCAUACUAGGCGAAGAUCACGUUCCACAUCCAGAAGCAGGCCUAUAUUUAAUACCUGUUGGUAUCAUUUUAAAUAUGGACAACAAGCGCGGCAUUGUACGAAACCGUGUAACUUCGACAUAAACGCAGCUAAGGAUAACAACACACAGCAGUCGGGGAAACGACUAUCCCGGCAACAAGUAGAGACGUUUGCUGCCGGAGGAUGCCAAAAGUCGUCUCUUUUACAUCCGAGAUGA